This is a messenger RNA of Pararge aegeria (speckled wood butterfly), 2521 nucleotides long. RefSeq names its product alpha-(1,3)-fucosyltransferase C-like. The transcript is spliced from 3 exons. The coding region runs from base 411 to 1628 and encodes 405 amino acids. NCBI's taxonomy places the organism in Eukaryota, Metazoa, Arthropoda, Insecta, Lepidoptera, Nymphalidae. Gene Ontology annotation, molecular function: alpha-(1->3)-fucosyltransferase activity. The record is from RefSeq and is a predicted model, not a curated record. Gene Ontology annotation, cellular component: membrane.
GGAAGUACGCUACGUGCGUAUGCCCUUUUCCCGCGUUUUUAAAGAAUAUUUAGUAACAGUAUUUUUGACUUUUUGAGUAAGACUUUUAAAAAGUGUGUGCUAUGUCCCAUACGUAAGACUGCGACCCUUGAACCCCAUAUAUUUCGUUAUCCACUCACAGUAAGAAAGGCAAAAACUUUGACGCAGGUUUGUUAUAACAUCGGCAUGGAAAUCGAAAUUCAUUGAAAUCUAAUGCAUUGGAACGGAAAACGAAACUUAAACUUGAAAAGCCUGUGAAGUAAACCAAGAUGAGGUAAAAUUAUAUGCCAAUGUUUUCAGUUUCGAACGCCGAUAAACAACUUCCUAUCUACUUCCUGCCUAUAAUUAGACGGCUUACAAAAAUAAACUAUGGUUAAAGGCUUCGGAAAACAAUGAGCCUAAAAAUGUGUUUCAUACUAGCCCGACUAAACGCUACCCGAGUGAUAUUCAUAGUGAUUCUUAUAUAUGCCGCGUCUCUUAUGUACACAUAUAACGCUAGGCUUCACUCAAUUAGGUCACAGAGGAAGGAUAUCUCGUAUCUAAACCACAAGAGCUUAAAGUACAUCCUGAUGUGGACAAAUAGGUUCGCAAUACCGUUAAACACGAUGGGAAUAGGGAACUCCGUUUUUGUGAAGGGCAAAUGCAGUUACACGAACUGUUUCUUUACCGAUGACAAAAACUAUUUCAUCGAACAAACAGAUUUCGACGCCGUAGUUUUCGGCGGCUUGGACGUUAUGAAUCUCUGGUCAUUCCAAAUGCCGUACAAAAGAUCGCCGAAGCAGAAGUACAUUUUCGCCGCGUCUGAACCUGCGGACAACCAUCCAGUGUGCUCGCCAAUGUACAAUGGAUUCUUCAACUGGACGUGGACAUACCGAAUCGAUUCAAAUUUAUUUUGGGGAUACAUCGUCAUUUAUGAUAUGGAUGGCAAUAUCGUUGGGCCAUCGCUCAAUAUAAAAUGGCUUGACAAGUACGAUCCUAUAGAUGAAAACUUGAAAAUUAAGUUGUCAAGCAAAUCUAAAACAGCCGCGUGGUUUGUCUCCCACUGCUCAACUAAUGGGGGCAGGGAGCUGUACGUGGAUAAAUUACAAAAGGAGCUAGAAGUUUAUAACCGUGUAGUUGACAUUUAUGGUAAAUGCGGUAAUCUCAGCUGUCCGAGAGAUAAGGAGGCAUCUUGCUUUAAGAAAUUGGAGAAUGACUAUUACUUUUACUUGUCGUUCGAGAAUUCGUUCGCCGAGGACUACGUCACGGAGAAGCUUCUGAGUGCAUUGCACAAUUAUGCUGUUCCUGUUGUCUACGGCACUGCAAACUAUUCAAGAUUCCUGCCUCCCGGUAGCUACCUGGACGCAAUACAACUGGGACCGAAAGAGCUGGCGCGUCGAAUGAACGAGAUCAUCGCAGACAGUGACAAGUACCACGACUUCUUCCGCUGGAGGAACCACUAUAAAUACAGGGAGAGUUACCCCGCGGAAGAAGUCUGUAAGCUGUGCAAGAUGCUGAACGACGAGGAGGAAGUGUCUAAAGUGACCGUGUGGAACGAUUUCGGCAGUUGGUGGAACGGUAAACGGUACAAACAUAAUUGUAUGCGACACUGGUUGUUGCGUGGCUUUUAAAAAAUAUGUGAUAUAAGAAUGAUAUGUGAGGAGAAAGUAAUAUUCCUUAAACAAUGCUUUCAUUACUUUCUAAUGUUUAAGUAAGUUGUAAAAAAAAAAAAAAAAGUGUAACUAUGUAGGAUUAUCCUACACUAAAAAGUAACAAGAAGAUUGUUAAUGUUCAAAGACGUAAAAAAUUGAUGAACUCGGAACAAAUUAUAUUUACAAAUAUCCUACCAUGAGUCAACGUGGCCGCAUAUAGGGAAAAGACACCUGCGGCACGCCAGCUCGGGUUUGCUUACGCGCCGGGACUUUGAAUGAGUAUACAAAGAUGUAGACUAACUACAUAUAUCUUCCGUGGUGAUAAUAAGGGUUUUUUUGUCAUUUUGCGAAAACUUAGUUUCAGACUUGUCCCGCAUCUGCAAAAGGAGAAAUACUUAUCUAGCUCUUAUUUUUAUGGAAACUGGAAACGGUAAGUAAAGAAAAAAAAUAGGUAGAGCUUAACCGUUAACUAUACGUAGGUAGAGCUAUUUUUGUACUCAACGUAACUAGGUUUUCAAAAUGUCAGUAAAACGCCUUUUUCAUUAAACACAUAGGUAUUGUACUCCUAGGUAGGACUGCAAUAAGUAUAUGCCUUCCAAAUUCUCACCCUGACAAUUGCAGCUCAAACGCUAUUGCCUCUAGGUGACGAAUGAAAACAAAUUACAAAUUCAUCACCACCACGCUGCUUCACAGUGGGAUGUCGGACUUUAACGACUACUUAGGGGCCAUCCAUAAAGUACGUCACACGUUAAUGGGGAGGGAACCCUCCCUCCCCAUUAACGUCACAUCACCGAAGUGUGACAUCGUGUGACAAGCAAGGGGCAUGGGGGCUCAAUACUUUUGUGACGUCACAUGUUAAAAUUUAAAAUACU